GUACUGUUAAAGCAGGUGCGUGGCUGUGCUUGAAAAACGUCGAACAUCUUCGAGAGCCACUAGUCUCGGGACUUACUAACCACUUCAGGCAGUUAAAAGUAGCUGCUGGAGAAAUCUCUGCUCCCGACUUCCAAAGUGCGAUAUUCGCGACCACAUUGAGAGCACUCCCGAAACCUCUCACAUCGCAAUUUAGACCUAUUGCUUUGGCCCAGCUCGAUGAACGUUUUGUGUCUAAAAUAUAUUUGCGAGCUCAUGGAAUCCAGGCUUGGGAACAACUUGCGUCUAAUCUGAGUGAAUUUUUUAUGAAGGUUAGGGAUUUACUAUCUCCUCAGCUCCACUACGAUCUCACGUUCAAAGCGACAAAAUUUGCACUGCUCUCAAUGGUUGAAAGGUCACAAAAGGGAAGUGUCAAUGCGAAAAUGUUACAAUCACUUCUUGAAAACUAUUAUAAACCUCGUCUCUCGGCUUGCGACGUUUCAAUGUUUGACUUGGUAAUGGCCGAGGUCUUUGGAGAUGCGGAAAAAACUCCAGGAUUGCUAGACGCACGCUUUUUAGAGACGUUAAAAGGCGAAGUUGAAGCCCGUGGAUUAUUAGCCACCAAAGUGUUCCUCACCAAAUGUCAGCAGUUUCGAGAUUCAAUCGAAUCAUGGCCAGCGGUUAUACUUUUGGGAGACACUUUAACAGGAAAAACAACUUGCCUCCAGUUGGUGGCAACAUCAAUAGCGAAGCACUCGCAGAACCAGCGGAGUGUGGUGCUCAAAGUAAUAAACCCAGCAGCGUUGACCCGUGGGAGGUUGCUAGGGCAGUUCGGCGCCACUGGAGAGUGGCAUGAUGGCGUGAUGUCAACAACGUACCGCGAAUUCGCCAUUUCUAGCAGCAAAAUGGAAAAUAAAUGGAUCGUUCUUGACGGUCCAAUCGAUAGCAAAUGGGCGGACAACCUGAACUCUGCUUUAGAUGAAACAGGGAAAUUGUGCUUGACAUCCGGCGAAAUGAUUAGGACUUCACCUUAUUUGAAAAUUGUGAUGGAAUGCGAUGAUUUGAAGUUUUGCUCUCCCUCACUGAUAAGCAGAUGCGCUGUUAUUAAUUUUGAAUCUCGACUCGGCAGUUGGCAAAAUUUGAAAGAGCCCUUUGCGAAAAUAGAUCUUAAAAAUCGUCUUUCCAUGGACGAGCAAUACGAGUUGAUUGUCGAGCUCGUUGAUUGGCUUUUGCCUCCGCUUAUCGUCCUCACUCUAACACUGGAAUCGAUGCUGGCUGCCACCGAUCUUAUUUUGUUCAACUGUUUCAAAAAGCUCUACCUGGGCAUGCUCGGCGAAGAAACGCAGUUUUCAUCUCUUUGGUUGCAAAAUGCAUUGAUAUUCUCCUUGAUUUGGGGUUUGGGCUCUUGCUUAACAGAUGAAGGACGAACAAAAUUUGACGUAUUUUUCAGGAACCUGAUAAACGGGGAAAAUAAAAUGUAUCCUCGACCAAAAAGCUUCAAACUCACUCUCCAGCAACUCGUCCCUGAAAAGGGUCUCGUUUUUGACUGGGCGCUGGAUAAGAAAAACAACGCGACUUGGUUGGCAUGGGUCGACUCACUCCCUAAAAGUCAAAUGAAAGUGAUAGGGUGGCAAGGCAUCGCUGUCCAACGCCAUUUUACGCUGUCCAACAUGUCCAUGGGCGUCCCGCUGCUGGUUCUGGGCCCGCGAGGGUGCGGAAAAACUUGCUCGGCGAUGGAUUUGCUGCAUAGUUUGCCUGCAGAGGAAUUUUUGGUCAACGCAACGUUUCUCUCAGGCAACACUUCGGCGCAACAAUUGCAAAAGACGAUCGUAGGACGCCUGGACCGGCGCCGGAAAGGUGUCUUUGGACCGCCAAUGGGCCGUCGGUGCCUACUUUACGUAGACGGUCUGGCGGCAGGACACGAGGGGCCAGCGGAGCUGCUGAGACAGUGGCUUGGACACGGCCACUGGUACGAUGUGGACAACUCAAAGCUAGAGCUUGUCGACCUGGCUCUGCUGGCCACUUGCAAUGAUGCAAUAUCUCUACCCAAGCGGUUGCUAGGGCAGCUCUUUUUGUUGGGAUUAAAUGCUGUGUCCGACUCUGCGUUGGAGAGGAUAUUUUCCGCGCAAUUAGAGAACCACUUCGCAAAAGGCUUUACGUCGAAUAUUACAAGGGCCAUAAAGGGGACUGUUCAAGCAACGAUGGAGUUAUGCCAAACUGCGCCAAAGGGUCUUGCUAACAAAACCUCGUCAUGGCAACUGUCUGAUUUAGCCGUUGCUCUCUCACAGGCGCAACCAUCUCAUUUUAGCGAUGCAGAUAAACUCGCCAGAUUGUGGAUUCACGAGGCGUCUAGAAUAUUUAUGGACGCACUACAUUCCGACACUGACAAGCAGCUGACGUUUGAUUGCAUCAGAAAUUUGUGCGGAAAAUACAUGGGAAAACCGAUGGAAUCCAUAUUGCGGCGCUUGGUGCCUGAGGGAGACGCCAAAAUUACUCUUGAACAUCUAGAGCGUCUGCAUUUCGGAAAUUUUAUGGAGCCUGAUGCUGUUCCGAAAAUUUAUGAUGAGAUUUGCGACGAAGCAGUGUUGCGGGAAAAAGUGAUCUUCUACUUAAGGGAGCAAGUUGCCAGUCAAGGAUCCCGGUUGGUGCUCACAAAAUAUUUGUUACAACACACGACAAGAGUAUGCAGAGCCCUACAAAGAGCCAACUCUAGACAUGCACUGCUCAUAGGCGAACCCGGAAGUGGUCGGACAUUUGUUGCUAAAAUUGCAGCUGCCAUUGCUGGAUACGCAAUCUCCCCCGCGGGAGCAUACGGUGUUGAAGAGUGGAAGUCGGACCUGAAAAGGGUGCUGAGGAGGUGCGGACCUGAGGACAAACCUACAGUGUUACUUUUGCGGGAAACCAUCGUGCAGCCCAGCUACAGGCUCGAGGACCUGAGCCAGUUGGUGGCCGCGGGCGAAAUUCCGACGCUCUGGGAGCCGGAGGAGCGACUCGAGUUGUUUGAAGGGAUGAACCAGCUUGCCAAAGUGAAGGGGAGAAAGUUGGAGGGAAGCAGUGCCACCAUUCAAAGCUUUUUCGUCGAAAGAGUUUGCUUCAACUUGCACAUCGUGCUUGUUGUGGAGCCAAACAAGUUGCUUUCCACGGAAUUGAAGCAUUUUCCAAUCUUGACGGACAAGUUCCAAGCUGACUAUUUUGGCGCUUGGCCGCCAGAAGCUCUAGAAGACAUCGCGACCGAAUUUUCGUCGCAAACAGAGGUCGCCGAAGCGGAUUUAUGCGUGGCAGCAUGCCGCAGUUUCCACUUGGCCGCACCGCCAGGUCCGCAGGCGGCCUUUUUGCGACUGAUGCACACUUUCGUCCGCCUGCACACAGCUUCCAGCGGGUCCAUUUCAACGCAUAAAGGGAGAUAUCUCUCCGGCCUGCAGAAACUGGAGCAAGCCGCUACGCAGGUCAUUGAGAUGAGGAAACAGCUGCAACUACUGCGGCCGCAACUCGUGGAAACGUCCGAAGAAACAGACAGGCUUAUGAUCAAAAUCGAGCAGGACACUGUUGAAGUUGAAGCUCGGAAAGAGAUUGUUGGCUCAGAUGAAGCAAAAGCAAACGAGGCGGCUGCGGCAGCGCAGGCCAUCAAGGACGACUGCGAGAGCGACUUGGCCGAAGCCGUGCCUGCCUUGGAGGCCGCCCUGACUGCCCUGGACACCCUCAAGCCGUCGGAUAUAACUGUAGUCAAGGCUAUGAAAAAUCCUCCGCCGGGUGUAAAGCUGGUGCUGGAGGCGAUUAGCGUAAUGAAAGGAGUGAAACCCGACCGGAAACCGCAUCCGUCUGGUUCAGGGAAAAUGAUCGAAGACUUCUGGGCGCCUUCUCUGCGACUUAUUGGCGAGAUCAAGUUUCUAGACAGCCUCAAGAGUUAUGACAAGGACGACAUUCCGCCACACAUAAUGGCUAGGAUCAGGGAAAAGUACAUUCACGACCGAGAGUUCAGACCUGAGGUGGUGCGGAAAUCGUCGGCCGCGUGCGAGGGUCUCUGCAAGUGGGUCAGGGCCAUCGAGGUUUACGACCGGGUGAUUAAAAUCGUCGCUCCGAAAAAGGCGAAACUGGCCGAGGCCGAGGCAGCCCUGGCCCAGCAGAUGGCAACCCUGAAUGAAAAGAGGACCCAACUGCAGCAGGUGUCAGAUAAGCUGCAAACCCUAAAUGACGACUUCGCGGCAAUGUCCAAGAAGAAGAAGGACCUGGAGGAUAAUAUAGACCUGUGCUCGCAGAAGCUGGAGCGGGCGGAAAAAAUGAUUGGAGGACUCGGCGGCGAGCGAAGCCGAUGGAGCGAAUUAGCAGCCUCCCUCGAGGGUCGUCUCGACAACGUCACUGGCGAUGUUUUGCUCGCAGCAGCCACUGUCACUUACCUCGGCGGCCUCUCCGAGAAGCAGAGACAGGAUAUGACGGUAAAAUGGAGCAACGAGUUGGACAGACUCGGCGUGCUCCACACAAAACCCUUUAGUUUGGCUGCCUGCCUUGGAGAUUCGAUCACAAUCAGAGACUGGCAAAUGUCCGGCCUUCCCGAAGAGCUUUACUCCGUUGAAAGUGCUAUUGUGACGACUAAUUGUGAUGCUCCUCCACUUUUAAUUGAUCCUCAAGGAAAAGGAUUGGCGUGGCUGAAGUCGACUCAGAACAACUGUAUUUUAGCGAAUGCAUCCCACCCGGAGUUCAAUAUGCAACUGGAGCGGGCCCUUCAAGAAGGUCAUCCUCUAAUCGUACAACUGCACGAAGCAAAUAUUCCUCCAGUCCUGAAUAAUGUUGUGCAGCGAGCACCAAAUGCCAAGGUGGCCCUGACAGAAACUCAGGUCCAAGUGAACGAUGCGUUCAGGCUGUACCUGGUGCUGUCCUUCAGAGCAAGUCUGGCGUCAGACGACCUGGCGAAGGUCACUCUCGUUGACUUCGGCGUUCACGUGGAGGGACUGGAAAAGCAGCUGCUAGGAUUGGUGGUGGGAAUGGAGCAGCCCCCGCUGGAAGCAGCGCGAAACGAGUUGGCUGUGGAGGGGGCAGCAAACAAGCAACAGCUCCAGCAAAUCGAGCAAAGGAUUCUGCAUAUGCUCUCUGAUACCGAGACAAACAUCCUCGAGGAUGAAACUGGACUACAGGUUCUCACGGCUUCAAAGGCUCUCUCGGAAGAAAUUUCAAGCAAACAACUGCUCUCUGCAAAAAGAGAGAAGGAUAUCGAGUCAGCGAGGACCGAGUACUUACCAGUGGCGAAGCACGCCACUCAACUGUACUUCUGCCUCGACGCGCUCGCCAAGCUGCAUCCCUGGUAUCAAUUUUCCCUCGAUUGGUUUGUCGAGGUCUACCAGGAGGCGUUGAAAGAAACACGACGUGAGGAAAACGCGAGUCUGACCGUUCGGCUGUCAACACUCAAAUCGAGCCUGACGAAAAAAAUUUUCGACGCAGUGUCGCCGGGCCUGUUUGAGAGCGACAGACAAAUUCUUGCUCUGCUUUUAUGGGUUGCGCAACUGCGGGGAGACGACAAUUUCCCAGAGGCUGCGUGGCGAUCGUUGCUAUCUGGAAGGCACUUGGAAUGUAUUCCUGGGCUGGAAGAUUACCACGCAGUUAGGGAAAAGGACCCGGAAAAAUGGGUACAGUUUGAAAAUAUUUUGGAAUGUGACGCAAUUCCAGAGCCAUUUUCAUCUCUUGAAGGUCUCGAUAGGCUCGCUUUAAUAAGACUUUGCAGACCUCAUGCAAUGCUACCUGAAAUCAGGCGUCUCGUUCUUUUGGAGCUGGGAAAAGGUUUCUCGCGUCCACCGGCUGCCGACGUGGAAGAGGCGGUGGCUUCUGCCGGAAACAAGAGACCAUUGAUCAUAGCUCUGGCGAAUGAAAUUGACCCUGUCAGGGCGGUGAUCAAGGCCGCUGGAGAUCGCGAAUGUCAACUCAUUGCACUCGGCGAGGGCCAAGAAAAGUUGGCGGAAGAAGCCAUUUUCGCGGCCGCGGCGAACGGCCAUUGGCUGAUUUUGCACAACUGCCACCUGACUCCAUCUGGAUGGGAGAACACCCUUCAGAGGAUGGCUGAGAAGGCGAUGGUUUCCAGUCACGCUGACUUCAGGCUCGUAAUCACCUUUGAAAAUUCGGGGGUUAAUCUUGGUCUUCUGCGUAAAGGACUGAGGGUUGCUUCAGAACUUUCUAGUGGUCUCAGAUCACGACUUCUACACUGCUUUGAAGACCCUGCGCAGUUAAUGGCUCAAGAAAGUAAAGAGCGAAAAACACUUUUGUUCGCGCUGAGUUUUACGCACGCGGUUGCUCAGACGCGCGGUUUAGCACGAGGGAACAAUUUUUGCGAGCAGGACCUCGACUUGAGCCAGGCAGUUUUGCAGAAUUUUGAUGACUGGGGUAUCAGCGGCUUGAAUCAGGCAGUCAGCGAGUGCAUUUUACGCGCCAGGACGUCUGACCCGGGAGAAAUAGCUACACUGACGGCGAUUGCGGACUAUUACCUGGCGCCGGAAGUGUUCAAUGACGAAGCGAUUUGUUUGACGAGAUUGAAAACCAAUGACCUGGACUCUUUAGAGGAGGAUCUUGCCCCGGAAACACUACAUUUGUCUACAAGCGUGCGGAGGAUCAAGGGCUUCCGUGAUGCCGAGCGGGUAAUAAAAAGCUUACAAACCAUGUAUGGCGCCGUAGAGCCUUCAAAUGCAGCGCUAAUAAAUGAAAAACUUCCAAUGCUGAAGAAGGAAAGCUUGGCGCAUACUAAAGAAAAGCUUGUACUCGUUCAGGAAAUUUGUUUGUUGGAAAAGGACUUGCUGGAGGCAAAAGUAAUUUCGCAGCAUCUCAAAGAACGUCAUGCAUUUUUGAAAAAGUGGCUUGCUGGUGAAUUUCCUCAUUUCUGGCUAGGAGGGGUUGCAAGAGCGGCGACGGUUUUAAGGGCGCUUUCGCCGCCUCACACUGAAAAAUUGUGCCUAGUUGUGUCUUCUGAGCAAACUUCGCCAUUGUUUAUGGCAAGUAUUUACAUCGUUUCAUCCUGGCGAAGAAGCUAA
Cloeon dipterum is the source of this 6983-nucleotide messenger RNA. Its product is annotated as dynein axonemal heavy chain 3-like. The record is from RefSeq and is a predicted model, not a curated record. Gene Ontology annotation, molecular function: dynein intermediate chain binding; dynein light intermediate chain binding; ATP binding. Gene Ontology annotation, biological process: microtubule-based movement. Gene Ontology annotation, cellular component: dynein complex. The transcript has 31 exons. Bases 303 to 6983 code for a protein of 2226 amino acids. NCBI's taxonomy places the organism in Eukaryota, Metazoa, Arthropoda, Insecta, Ephemeroptera, Baetidae.